Messenger RNA from Spodoptera littoralis (African cotton leafworm), 2864 nucleotides. The record is from the annotation of a GenBank genome assembly. NCBI's taxonomy places the organism in Eukaryota, Metazoa, Arthropoda, Insecta, Lepidoptera, Noctuidae.
GUUCGUUUCGUUCAUUCGUUUCGUUCGGUUAUCUCAGUGAGGGCGAGGGCCGAAGUGCUUUCAUUUUAAAUUCAUUCCGUUCCGGACGUUUGUCGAGGAAGGUUAGGAGUUGGUCGAAUUAAAACCAGUCCUCAAAUAAAGUGGUUCUUUAUAUUUAUCAUCGUUAAUAAACCAGUGUUGUAAUCAAAAUGUCUCGCUACCGAGAAUGGGACCUUUCUUGCAAAGUUUAUGUCGGCAAUCUUGGAACAAAUGCGUCUAAAUAUGAAAUAGAAAAAGUAUUCUCGAAAUACGGAAACAUUAGGAAUGUGUGGGUGGCGAGGAAUCCACCAGGAUUUGCGUUUGUAGAAUUUGAAGACCCACGUGAUGCUGAAGAUUCCGUACGAGGGUUGGAUGGCACACGAUGCUGUGGCACUCGCAUCCGUGUUGAAAUGUCUAAUGGCCGCACAAGAAGAGAUCGCCGAUACUCCAGGUCCAUUUUAUCAACCAACCACCAACACACCAACGACCUCACCACAUGUCUUCACCACAACUACGGCUCGUUAACCAAUCUGACAUCCGCGAACGCCGCUCGCAACAACAUCCCGCUCAACUUCUGCGAUCGGCUCUCCAAACUUCUGCGCGCAGCCGACGUCUCCAACAUCUGCGUCCCUAUAACUUACCUCCUGACCGCCAUCACCUAGUCCCCAACCGUAAUCCGAACCUGGACUUGAAUAUAAUGCAUUAUAGAGAGCCACACAGUGUAGGAUCCUACAAAUAUCCUGAAUGUCAUUGCAACUCCUAAUGCUUCACCGACUGCACACACUCGUCGUCACCGUGGCACCGAGCUAGAAAUACAACCUAACGGCGAUCAACUUCCCCGUGUUACCGCAAUUUUUCUUGAAACUUCCAAUUAAUGCCACCGUUCGACGGAAGAUAACAUUGAAACUCGCCUCCGCCUCAGUAAUAUCCCUUCGGCCUCACAGCAGCCCCACAACGGUCAACCUUCGCAGGCUCACCAUGUCUCGAUCCCGCAGUCGCAGUCCACGAAGGCGUUCGUAUUCGCGAGGCAGAUCGGGGUCGCCGCGCCGUUCCCCAUCGGUCCGUCGCCGCUCGCCCUCCGUACGACGCUCACGAUCACGCGACCGUCGCAGCCGCUCUGACAGCAAGAGCAGGUAGACAUUGAAGAUACAAUGGCUUCUAAAGAAAAACUUGGACAAAAAUUCUGUAAUAUAAGUGAUGUGAUGUGAAUAGAGCGAUUGUGUGUAUGAAUCCAGUAGGCUACUACAACUGUAUUUUUAAUCCUUUAUGGUACAAGCAGCUUCUGUCUAUUGUAGUUGUAAUUCGCUGUAAGGUUGUAUAGACUUACUCCUAUGGGUGUUUGUUCUUAAAAAUUACGUUCUCUCAAAUUAUUGAGAUCAGUGGUUUGAUCCAAGCUAUGUCUGAGGUUUUUAUACCUUGGUUACCAGUCCAUAUCCUCUGGGAAACCACAAUCAGGCCCUGAGGGAAAUAUUACAUUUACAUUAUUGCAACUGCCACUUUACAUCUUGUAGCAAAUUAACAUGGCUGACAACUGCCACUUUUCAAACAUAGAAAGGUUUGCUUCACAGUGAUGAUGCUAAUAAUAACCUUAAAUCAUGCUAAAGUUUUUCGAAUAAACACCCAAAUGCCUUACAAAGUUGUAUAAUUUUUCUUUUGUAAGAAUCAACACAUAUACUAGAUACACAUAGUUACAAAUAUUAAAAUAAGUCAACUAAAUAAAUGUGGAAACUAUAUCAAAAUUUUUUAUUCUCCUUUCCUAAAUUAUACAAAAUUAAGUAUACCAAAACGUUUAUUUAUAUAGAUAUGUAUAUAACAAAUACUUCUGAUCAUUACAUGUAAUUAUAAUUUAAACAUCUACAAACACUAUAAACUCCUAAAACGUAAAAGAUCUAAAAGCCACAACAAUGACUCAUUUUCAUCACUACAAUAAUAAUAAAUUCGGCAGGAAUGUUAAGAAUUCAGUUCACAAAUCACAUAAUAAAUAUUACUUGGUCUUCAUACUUACCGGUCUUUGCCGUCUAGCGGAGAAGAAGUUGAAAUAUACACAAGUCCCAAUAGCAACUAACAUAGUUCCUAUAACAUGAUAAAUGUUCAAAUUAUUUUUGAACACAAUUGUAGAGAUCAAUAAAGAAGCGAACUUUCUUAGAGUUAGUAUAAAUGUUACUGUAACUGAAGUUUCUUUGGUAGCUAGUUCGUGCACUGAAUGUGUACAAUAGAACUGAGAAAGUAUAUUGAGAGCUAUCAGUACCCAUGCGGCGAAUGGCAGGAUUGCUGCAGUACUCAGCAAUUGAGGUGAGAGUCCGAAAAAUACGGGUAAUGGAAUUGCAUGUGUAUAAAACAGCAUCUCAUUAGGAUGUUUUCCAUAUCUGGAAUACAGUCUUUCUUGUUGCAAGCCAGUAAAAGCACCAGUUAUCAAUGUCACCAAGAGUAUGGUGACUCCUAUACACCAAUAAAGAAAGGUGCCUUUGUUCUCCUCAUCUGUAGGAGCUCCACCAUACAUGGCCAGAGCCACUCCAGCACUGAUUAGUAUAGAACCAAUGGCAUUGUUUAGCUUUGGUAGUUGUUUUUUAACACAGCAGUAGACUAGCAUGCUAGCGGGUGAUGAUGCCUACCUUAUAAUCAUAUGCAGUGUGGAAGGCACAUGCAGGGCAUAUACAUAGUUAUUAGCCACAGUAGUCACGAAGAAAAGAGUGACUAGUAACACAUACUGGCUAAUUGGUAUCUUUGGACCUACCUGAAAAGAUGAUAAGGUUCAUAUUGGUCGAAUUAAUAACAUAAAUAUGUUAUAUAUAAAUAUGCUAAGCAAAAUUGCUUAGCAGCAAGUUGGUCAGUGGUUUUAAAAAGUA